AUGCCCCCAGCCUCCCCUUCCCCUCGCUCGCACGUCGUCCCGCACCGGCGCGCGACCACCCCACUCCGCCCCGUCCUCCUGCAGCGGCUGCUGCUUCCCUGCACGCGCGCGCACACGCCCGCUCCGCUCCCGCUCGCUCCGAAUCACGCGCGCCCCGGCCUCUCUCCCUCGCCGCUCCGCCUCGCAGACCGCGACCAGGCGCCGACGCUCCCCGCUGCCCCCGUGCUGCCUCGCCUGGCUUCGUUGCAGCCGCGCCGGCUGCUGCCUAGGACGCUCGCCGCCGCCCGGUCCGGACCCUGCCUCUGCUCGCCCACCGGCCCGCCCGUGCCGUCCGUGGCUUGCGCGUGGCCGCUCCCCUGCUUCCCCCUCGACGCGGACCCCACGAGCGUCCCGCCCGGCGCUCCCUGA
Messenger RNA from Aegilops tauschii subsp. strangulata, 408 nucleotides. The record is from RefSeq and is a predicted model, not a curated record. NCBI's taxonomy places the organism in Eukaryota, Viridiplantae, Streptophyta, Magnoliopsida, Poales, Poaceae.